This is a messenger RNA of Ceratina calcarata, 1676 nucleotides long. RefSeq lists its product as uncharacterized. Gene Ontology annotation, biological process: negative regulation of phosphatase activity. Gene Ontology annotation, molecular function: phosphatase binding. Lineage: Eukaryota; Metazoa; Arthropoda; Insecta; Hymenoptera; Apidae. The record is from RefSeq and is a predicted model, not a curated record. The coding region runs from base 37 to 1386 and encodes 449 amino acids. The transcript has 6 exons.
UAAGUGUAUAAUAUUUGUUUAUUUUGAUGCUUCAAAAUGGAAGAGAGAUUCUUUAUAUGGGAUGAAAUUUCUGAUGGAAUAGUUUUAGUGAGCACACAAAAAACUGAAGAUGAACAUGUGAAGAAGAUCAAAACAACAACGGACCCUGUUCAGGAAUCAGCCGUUUAUGCUCCACAUGCAUAUUUAAUAUUAAAUUUCAAUGAAGCUCUGAGCCAACGUGAAAAGCUAAGAUUCAGAAAAUAUUAUUUAAGAAAAGUGGCACCGUACGAGCCAGAUGUGAUUAUCCUACAGGACAUAAAAGAUCUUGUAUUAUAUUUAUUGGUCAGCCCUAUAAGUCCUCAGUUCGUCAAUUUCUUCCAUUUGCCAGUCGUAGAUCGUUUCUUAAGAGCUAUAAUACUUUAUUUUCAAUUUUACGUGAUGACAUGGGAGGAGCUGAUGGAUGAACGUGCGGCGACUAUGAAAAAGGCUCCGAAUCCUCUGGCUCAAGGCUACAGAUUCAGAUACGCCGAGGAGAUGUUGAGUCUCCGUUGUAUCUUAGGCAGAGAAUAUGCGGAUUUAAUAAUAGGUUGCCAGGACAAGAUUCAGUAUCAUCAUAUGACUGGCGGAAAGAAAGAAGGAUCUAUAACUCAGUCACAAGGAGAAAAAGAUUUACGAAUGUUCGAAGUAUUAAUUUGUUUAGCACACCGCAUCGUCUGGAUAGCAUUGCAACGCAAACAUUUCAGCCUGAUCGAAAUAGAAUUACACAGAUUGUUUAGAACCGAGGCAUACAACAUGGCCGAGAGACGAAGCAUCGCACACGUCGUUCAAGAUAUGUUGGACGAUGAUAUUCGCGUAUUGCAAGGUCAGAAGAUGCAAGAGAAAAGGAGAUUAUUAAGAAAUUCUCCUUUGAUACAGGAUCUCAUAUAUUCAAAUUGCGAUCAUCGACUCCUAGCUUUAGGGAUAGACGCUACGCCUGAUGACGAUGAACGCAUUCAUUACUUACAAUACGCUCUCGUCGCGGAAGAAGAUAAGUUAGAAGAGUUCGGUGUAAAAGUAGGAAUUUUAGGUGAAAAUCGAGCCAAUUACGAUUUAAUGUUGAUGCCUAUUGAGGAGAAAGAGGAACAAGAUCCGGUUAAAUUAUCGAUUCAAUUUUCGGACAGAAAAAUAUUCGAUAAGAAAAGUAUGGUGACGGAAGAUACGAAAUUAUUGAAGAAAACUACAAGAUUUCCACCGGCGGAAACGAAGCCUGACUUCACUAGAGAUUUCUCAAUGAAGACGAUCGAUUUGGCGCCGAGAGGCUAUGGAGCUGCUCGCGAGGAAGCAAGGAAGAGAUGGUUCAUUAGGGAAGUUAAGCGUCGAGGACGUAAACAAGCAGAUACAUACUCGAUAUCGACGAUAUUAGAAUAAUUCCCUUGUGAAUAGUUCAGAAGCUAAGCAUCAUUUAAGGUUUGUUUAAAUCUAUUCUUACAAAAAAAGAUGAUCGAAAAGAGAAGAACCUCCUCUUGUGACACAAGCAAAUGUUUCUUUUUGAACUAUAUAAACUUUUUCGAUGUAUAUUAAUACCAACUGAUAUUUGUUAUCAUGUAAUUUAGUAAAAGUUUACUGCACUUUUAUUGUGCCAAAAAAAAGACGAGGAAAAUUGUAUAAAUGAAAUAAAUAUAAUUUAUAAAAACAUUCAGAUUUGUUACAUGUCGAAC